ACAUCAGCCUCACCCUGCGACCGUGACGAGUCCCUCCUCCGCCUGCCGCUGUGGCGACGGAACCACACUGCCAAAGAAGGCCACGGAUUACUCACAGGAACAUCCUAUUAAACCGCUCCUCGUCGCCCACCAUGUCUGCCUCAACCACACCCCCCGAGGCAUCAUAUACCGCCAUGGACCGAGACGUCGAAGCCAUCGGCGCGCACUGCGAAUUCGCCUACUGCCACCAACUCGACUUCCUCCCCUUCCGGUGCGACUCCUGCCGGCACACCUACUGCCUCGACCACCGCAGCGAGACCGCCCACAAGUGCCCCCGCGCCGGCGAAUGGGCCAAGAACCGACGGCGCAACAGCGUCGGGCGAUCCUCCCUGGCCAACAACCACGCCGCGGGCCAGGGCAAGCCGAACCACAGCAACGCGACGCAAUGCGCCGAGACGGCGUGCAAGACAUUCGUCAACACCUCGCAGAACCUGGGCGUGCACUGCCCGCAGUGCAACCGGACGUACUGCCUCAAGCACCGCUUCCGGGAGGACCACGACUGCAAGAACCUGACGCCGCUGGGGGCGCGGCCGCUCGAGGUCGCCAUGCAGUCGAACAAGGAGAAGCUGCGGAUCGGGUUCGGCCGGCUCAAGACCUGGGGCAAGGAGCGGCAGGAGGCGCUGACCCCCAAGCCCAGCCCGUCGAGCAAGGCUGCGCAGAUGGCCGCGCUCAACGCCCUCAAGAGGACCGCAAGGGGCGACGACAAGCUCCCGCCCGAGAAGCGCGUGUACCUCCACGUCGAGGCCGAGGCCGCCUCCACCACGGCCAAGCUGCCCAAGGCCGACCUGUUCUUCUCCGCCGAGUGGGCCGUCGGCCGCAUGCUGGACGACGCCGCCAAGAGACUGCAGGUCGCCAACGUGAACAAUCGUGUCGAGACCGAGGAGCAGAGAUUGCGGGUCUACCACGUCGAAGGCGGCAGGUUGUUGGAGUUUAGCGAAAAGAUCGGGGCGUGUCUGGGGAAUGGGAACACGGUGGUGCUGUUAAGAGGCGUUGGUCCCAAGGAGGAUACAAAGUGAAUUACAACUCCCAGAAUUUUGUCUGUGAAAAUUACACAUGUUGUUGCAUAGCGGCGGCGUUCACCGGGAUGCGGGCAUGACGAGCGAUCCAGCGCGGAGCAGGUCAUAGCAUAAUGAGCAAAACAUAUUCAAUUGGGCUCAGAGGAAAGAACCAAUAUACCUGGAUGUCUGGACAAUGGACGACAUCUAUUCACCACCCAUCAAAAUACGAAAUACAUAAUCCUUG
Molecule: messenger RNA, 1281 nt
Organism: Cladophialophora immunda
Lineage: Eukaryota; Fungi; Ascomycota; Eurotiomycetes; Chaetothyriales; Herpotrichiellaceae
Exons: 1
Coding region: 132-1055 (307 amino acids)
Cellular component (GO): cytoplasm
Molecular function (GO): zinc ion binding
Source: RefSeq, a predicted model, not a curated record